AUCUUUUUUGUUUGUCUGUUGUUUCUGGCAUUCAGGUCAUGGAUCUGUUCACUAAGAAAGAAGUCGUUGAAAAAGUCACGGUCACAAAACGGACAACAAGAAGCAGAGUCACCGGUUUUUAUGAAACCAGUAUUUGUACAGAAAACACUUCAUUGAACCGUGAUCUUGAUUGCUAUGGACAGUUAAUGGAAGAGACAGAGGUCACAGAGCACUCGACAAAAAGAACCAGGUUCACAAGAAACACCUCUGACUUCCCGCUAUUGGGAAAAGCUUGUGCGAGUGACAAUGAGAGAGACGAUGAGGGGCCAUCUUGCGACAUAGAAAAUGUGGAGGACAAAGAAGAAAGAGUUGAGGACGAUGAGGCGCCGAAUUCACAAGUUUGGGAUGAACUGGUGGAGAUUGCCCUUGAACAGGUUGAACGCGCAGCAUCAAGAUGGGGUUCAAAUUCUUUAGGAAGGACAGUGCAAACCUUUUCAAAGGCAGAUGCUGCACUCGCAUUUGUGGAUCGAGACACGAAGUUUCUGUGCCCGGUCAUACUUGCAUAUGAGUUGCCGGCACCACUUUCAGGUUUUGAGUAUGCUGUCAUGGGUCAAAGUAAUUUUCUGAGCAGGUACAAGGAGAUGAGUCAAGAACAACGUGUUUUUUAUGAGUUGAUCCAUCCUAAAGCACAGUGCCAUUUGUAUUUCGAUCUGGAGUUCUCAAGACCAUUGAACACAGAAAAAUGGUGACGCAAUGGUUGACACCUUGUUGAUGAUCACUUCGAGCCUUCUCUCUUCAGAGUUUCCUCAUGUUCGUCAGGAGACUCUACACAUUCUUGAAACGGAUUCAACAAGGGAUGAAAAAUUUUCCAGACAUUUGCUGAUAAAGGCACCCGGCUUACUGUUUCAAAACAAUCAACAAGUGUUGCCUUUUGUGACAAAGGUAAAGGUGAUCAAGACUUCUUUACCAUGUUGCAUGUUGAUUUUUGCCACAACAAAUUAAAACAAUGGAG
Chara braunii is the source of this 991-nucleotide messenger RNA. NCBI's taxonomy places the organism in Eukaryota, Viridiplantae, Streptophyta, Charophyceae, Charales, Characeae. The record is from the annotation of a GenBank genome assembly.